AUGCCGAUAAGCAAAUUAGAAGAAAAGUUUGAGUUAGCAAAGAAAACCUUGAUUGAAUUUGAUAGGGAGGAUGUUAUAAAGGAGAAUACAACAGAAAGGGGCACGGCUGAAGAGAAAUCAAUAAAAAAGACUACAGAGUCAAGAGAAAUUGUAGUUUUUAGUGACGUAUCACUUGAAAGAUACCACAAGUUUCUUGAAGAACGGAAAAGGUUUAACGUUUAUGUUCGUUUAAUUAAGGGAAAAGUUAUCGCGUACGAAAUGCCUAGUCCGCCUCAUUCAAUUUUAACGGGAGAAUUUUGUUGUAUUAUAAAAAGUUGGAGCAAUCGACUUUUUAUUCUUAAUGAUAUGGAUAUUACUGUUGGUAAUAACAGUGAGUAUUGCGUUGAUAUCGCAGUUAUACCAAAGAGAGUUCCGCGACAUGAACCUGGACACGUACCGCUGCCAAGAAUGAUCGUAGAAAUAUUCUCUCGUCGAGAAGAUGGCACCGCUGCGAUGGUUGUGAUACUUUAUAUACGUAAUAACCUGAUCCCAAAUCCAGCACUAAACAGGCCAAACCCACGACCAAACACGCCAGCAAUGAUAAGUGUACGAAACACAAUACCAAAUCUCGUAAUUUCAUUUGGAACAGCCCCAUCCAUCCCUAACGAUAUUGCUUGUACAGCUGCCGGAAUGCCGGGUUAUCAAAUUUCUAUAGCUUCAAAUUUGCUCUUCCAUGGUUCUCCUGGAGGUGUACCCCAGGGAACGCCAAAUAAUUUUACCAUUGACCUUGGAGAAGCUGUUAAACUUCACAAUGCUAUGUUGAAGUUCGACUAUGAUACUACCGUAGAAACUAUUUCAACUCUUGCAGGAGUUCUCACAACAUUUUCAUUGGCGUGA
Funneliformis mosseae is the source of this 876-nucleotide messenger RNA. The record is from the annotation of a GenBank genome assembly. NCBI's taxonomy places the organism in Eukaryota, Fungi, Glomeromycota, Glomeromycetes, Glomerales, Glomeraceae.